This is a messenger RNA of Morus notabilis, 1562 nucleotides long. RefSeq names its product transmembrane protein 64. Bases 227 to 1135 code for a protein of 302 amino acids. The transcript is spliced from 4 exons. The record is from RefSeq and is a predicted model, not a curated record. NCBI's taxonomy places the organism in Eukaryota, Viridiplantae, Streptophyta, Magnoliopsida, Rosales, Moraceae.
AUUCUUCAUCAAAAACCUCCCACGCAUCUCUACCAGACAGUCUUCCUUCAUUCCUUCUCCGGUUUCGAUUCUCGUUUCUGAAACCCUACAUUCUCUGCAAUUCGUGCAAUUUCCUCUCCGUCUCGGGUUUCCGAAUUCCGAGCGGCGAUCUUCUCUUCUCUGCGUCUUCGCCGGAGGGGAAACGAAGGAGGACGAGGCGCCUGAGCUUUCUCCGGGGGGUUUUUCCAUGACUUAUUAUGAGGAAGACGGUCAGGGCGAGGUGGUGCCGGAGCUCGGGGUCAGAUUCGGCGGCGGCGACGUCAAUGAGGGAUACGUGAAAUUGAGGAUGGGACCUGAUGAAUGCCGGCCUGGAGAAGGGUUUGAUGGCUCCGUCGAACCAUCUUCUUCGAUCAGUGGUAGAUCGUGGUGGUACUGGGCUCGGUUGGUUCUAUUGGUCCUCUGCGGCAGUUUGUUGGCCGGGGUUUUUGUCAAAUGGAUUGGUCCCUUUUUCAUGGAUAAGGAGAUUAUUCCUCUUAUACAUUGGGAGACAACAACAUUCAGCACUCCAGUGCUUGCAGUUCUGGUUUUUGCUUCUGUGGCUAUAUUCCCCACCCUUCUUCUACCGUCUUCGCCGUCAAUGUGGGUGGCCGGAAUGACUUUCGGUUAUGGAUUUGGGUUUCUGCUUAUCAUAUCAGCGGCCGCCGUGGGCGUAUCUCUUCCUUACUUCAUUGGCUCUCACUUCUAUCAUAAGAUUCAAGGUUGGUUGGAAAAGUAUCCAAAGAGAGCUUCAAUUCUGAGAUCGGCCGGUGAAGGAGACUGGCUUCAUCAGUUUCGAGCUGUGAUGUUGAUCAGGGUUUCUCCAUUUCCGUAUAUCAUUUACAAUUACUGCGCUGUGGCAACAAAUGUUAAAUAUGGCCCAUACUUUCUAGGGUCCUUGGUUGGAAUGGUGCCUGAAAUAUUUGUUACCAUGUACACUGGGAUCCUAAUACGGACACUCGCAGACGCUUCACAUGAGCACCAAGGCCUUUCCGCUCCACAGAUAAUCUUUACCGUUUUAGGAUUCUGUGCUGCGACAGCUACUACGGCUUUCUUCACUGUAUACGCAAAAAGGAAGCUCAAGCAACUUCAGCGGGAAGAUGAAUUGCUAUUGCAGUAAGUAAAGCUUUUGGCUUCAUGAAAACCAUAUGUUACACGAGCCUGGCCAGGGAAUGAGCAUGGCACAUAUUGGAUGGAGUUAAAAUAUUAAAACGACUUCAUCCAUAAGAGGGGUUUCUUUAUCUUAUAAUGAUUGUAUAGAAACAUUGAGGAAAAGGACAGACGCAAAGGAAACCGUGACAAAGCUCUAACAUGAUUGACAUCUAUGUUAUACUGGAACUUCUUUCUUCCUUAAAAGAAAAUGUCUUCUUUGCUCCUCUAUUUCUCCCUCCUUGGUAUCUCUUUGUCCCCUCUUUCUCCAACCCAUUCUCUCUCUUCAUCAAUUAUCACUUGUAUAUGUUUGAAAUCUUGGUUGGAAAGAAUUGAAUUGACUUUGGGACAAGAUUGUUUACUGUAUAUAGAAAAUGGGUGUUGCUUUUUUUUUUUUU